This is a messenger RNA of Sphaeroforma arctica JP610, 1017 nucleotides long. RefSeq lists its product as hypothetical. Bases 90 to 653 code for a protein of 187 amino acids. The record is from RefSeq and is a predicted model, not a curated record. Gene Ontology annotation, molecular function: calcium ion binding. NCBI's taxonomy places the organism in Eukaryota, Ichthyosporea, Ichthyophonida. The transcript is spliced from 7 exons.
AACACUUAUUUCACAAGCUCACAACUUAACUUAUACCAUACACACAACUUAAUUCUGAUAGUAUCCACAUAGAUACACACCUACACAAUAUGUACCAACAACAGAAUCCAUAUGGACAGGGGCCGCCACGACCAGACCCGAAUGAUCCACUGUAUCAGUGGUUUCUUUCAGUUGACACAGAUCGAAGUGGCUUCAUUGAUCAAGAUGAGCUCCAACGAUGCUUAACAAUGAGUGGGCUUUCCGGGUCGUGGAAGCCUUUUUCCGCAGAAACGUGUCGUCUGAUGAUUGCUAUGCUGGAUAGAGAUCAAAAUGGGACUCUAUCGUUCGAUGAAUUCAAAAACUUAUGGCAAAUCGUCAACGGCUGGAAGCAAGUGUUCCUCCAGGCUGAUGCAGAUCGUUCCGGAUUUGUCGACGAGCGAGAACUAGCACAAUGUAUAGCACAAUUAGGAUAUCGACUGUCGCCCCAGACUAUCGGGAAUAUGGCCAAAAGGUAUUCAGACAACUCGUCGAAACAGCUUGCGUUCGAUGACUUUGUCGCGUGCAUUGUGCGCAUGAGGGCGCUUACCGAUGGCUUCAUGGUGCUGGACCACCAGCGCACUGGCGUGGUACAAAUGCCCUACGAUAAGUUCAUACAGCUGUCCAUGAUGUAUUAACGGCGACUGAGUGCAAGGACUGGUCUCGGAAAUACCAUUGAAGAGGAAUCAAAGUAGGAAUUGCGGGGAGUGUCACGUCAAGGGUUGCAUAUCGUUCCAAAAUUUUGGAUAAAACUUUUUCGGAACCCGAAUGCAACGAAAUCGAUCCGAACAUACUACGGUCAACUUAUACAGAGCUUCUAUGCAAGUCGUAGAUGGCUGUUCUGAGCACAAAUGUGGCGGCACUUGGUGGGCUUACUUCACACCUACGUGUGGUAAUCUGUCCAUCGACUAUAGACCGGUCUCGCUCACAAAAGGUUCAGAAUCUGCACCAAGUUGGUGUAGUAUCUGACCCCACUGACAAUAAAAUUGAACUAUAAACCGA